Messenger RNA from Brassica oleracea var. oleracea, 981 nucleotides. RefSeq names its product RING-H2 finger protein ATL54. Gene Ontology annotation, biological process: protein ubiquitination. The record is from RefSeq and is a predicted model, not a curated record. Lineage: Eukaryota; Viridiplantae; Streptophyta; Magnoliopsida; Brassicales; Brassicaceae. The transcript has 2 exons. The coding region runs from base 1 to 981 and encodes 326 amino acids.
AUGGGGCGUGGAAUGAGAUUUCUAACUGCGGAGGAGUGGGAUGGACCCUUGUCACCGCUGAAGGAUCUUGGUCUUCUAAUGGCUUUUCUAGGAAUCUGCGACCCGAUUUGCCCUUAUAAUUGCUAUCAAGAACCUGAUUACUACACCCUAUCUCCAUGGUCAUCUCCACAGCCAAGCAAAGCUUCAUCUUCAGCAAUCUAUCAACCAUCUCAAGACCCUUCUUAUUCCACAGAAGCCAUAACCAUCAUCACCGUUACAGGUGUGGCUUUAGCCAUCCUUCUCACAGGAUUCUUUCUUGUAGCUAAAUACGUCACAGAGAGCGUAAACCGAGCCCAUCGCGAAAGACACCAGUCCCAGAGAGAUCUUGGUGACGACACAUCUGAUGAAGGGUUUCAAGUUAGGGAACAAGUGGAUCAUCCAAUAUGGUUGAUCAGAACAACAAGUCUUCAACAAUCGACCAUUAACUCGAUAACAAUAUGUAGUUACCAGAGAGGAGAUGGGUUGAUUGAGAGAACAGAUUGUCCUGUUUGUCUAAAUGAGUUUCAAGAAGACGAAAGUCUUAGGCUGUUGCCUAAAUGUAAUCAUGCUUUUCACAUCUCUUGUAUCGACACUUGGCUUAGGUCACACACCAACUGUCCUCUGUGUCGAGCUGGUAUAGCGAUUAUUAGUCAACCGUGCGCUGGUCCGGUCGAUGUAGCUCCCGGAGGGUCAGGAUCUCGUUUGGAGAACGAUGGAGUUGGAUCCAAAACAGAGACGAACGAGCAAGUUAGAGUUUUGGAGGAGUGUACUAUUGAUUCACUUACGUGUGCAAAAAGCCACAAGGGAAGUAUAGAAUGUCCGGGAGAAUCUAGCGAGAAUGAGAGUCAGAACGCUACCAGACAAGAGAACAGAGUCAUCGGGGAUGAAGCAAGCUGCUCGGAAGCUCGAGCUUCGAUGUCAUCAUGCUUCAAUACGAACAAGAGUUUGAUUUUUCCACUGUAA